This is a messenger RNA of Panonychus citri (citrus red mite), 1395 nucleotides long. RefSeq lists its product as uncharacterized. The transcript is spliced from 2 exons. The record is from RefSeq and is a predicted model, not a curated record. NCBI's taxonomy places the organism in Eukaryota, Metazoa, Arthropoda, Arachnida, Trombidiformes, Tetranychidae. The coding region runs from base 1 to 1395 and encodes 464 amino acids.
AUGGCGACCAACAAAGUGAAGCUUAUCGAAGCCGCAAUAAGUGUUAAACUUGAAAUGAUCAAAGAAUCAAUCAAUGGACAACAAAAAUUGAAGCCAACGUUCACGAAUCAAUUCACUCAACGAGGGGCAGGAUGUUCAGUCAAUAGAUUCAUCAACGUGGACAUCAUUUUUGGCUUAUACAAACCUCAUAAAGGAGGGUGUCGCUCAAUUAAAUUACCUUGUGAACUUGCCAAUAAAAAGUGUCUCAUUUCACCAGCAUCUGAUCCGAAUUGCUGCACUUUCGCUGUUCUUGCUUGUAUCCAUGCUCCAGCUCAUAAUCCCCGAAGAACAUCAUGUUAUUCAUGGUUCCAUCGACUUUAUGACUUUUUUGAUGUGCAAGGUAUUGUUCCCGUUACAGCUAUCAACAAGUUCUGUAGAAAGAACAAUGUGUCAGUGAAUGUUUAUAAAUACGAGGUAUCAACAAAAACAAUCUGGUCAAUCAAAGUUAUGGAUAAACCAAAUCCAAAACAUUGUAACCUUCUUCUACAUAACGAUCACUACUUUGCCAUUUCAAACUCAAAUCGUUUAGCUAGUAAUAAUGGUAGAGCUUAUCAUCAUUUUUGUCACCGCUGCAUAAACUCUUUCAAAGAUGAAGAACGAUUGAAAGCCCAGUCAAAAGAUUGUUUACUGCAUAAAGCUCAACAGAUCAUUCUUCCUGAAUCUAACUCACGGAAUUCAUACAUAACUAGAAAUGAUUAUCGAAAAGAAAGCCGUUUUCCAUAUGUGAUUUACGGUGAUUUUGAGACUCUAUCCGUUCAAGUUGACGGAUCACAACGUGUUCGCGCUGACUUGGUACCUGUUAGCUUCGCACUUGUAGCUGUUGACUGGAACUCAAAUAUAAUUGAAAAGAGACUAUCAUUCGGUCGAAAUCUUGGUCAAAAAUUUUUCACAGCGCUUGUUGAAAUAAAAGAAAAGUUGAAAAAACAUCGUGAAGAAAAUUUGAUGUCUGCACGCGAUGAACAUGAAUUCGAGAAUAUAGAGAACUGUCACAUUUGUGGUAAAAAGUUACAUAGUGACCGUGAUCAUUUCAUUGGUAGAUUUAGAGGUCCCGCUCAUCAGACUUGUAAUGUUGCAUACCAGGUUCCAUCCAAGAUUCCCGUCAUUUUUCAUAAUUUGAGAAACUUCGACGGACAUAUUAUCAUUAAUGCUUUACGAUCUGGAAUGUUUGAAAAGCCACCACGAUUGAUUCCACACACCAUGGAAAAAUACAUUGCAUUCAUUCUUGAUGACUUGGUUUUCCUUGAUAAUUACAGUUUUCUCACUUCAUCCCUUGACAAUCUCUUACGAAUGAUAACUAAAGAUAUUCAGACUAUUCUAAGUGGUACUACACCUUCUCUAUUUCUAUUAGUGGUUUAG